This is a messenger RNA of Candoia aspera, 1452 nucleotides long. RefSeq names its product olfactory receptor 51E2-like. The record is from RefSeq and is a predicted model, not a curated record. The transcript has a single exon. The coding region runs from base 72 to 1028 and encodes 318 amino acids. Gene Ontology annotation, molecular function: olfactory receptor activity; G protein-coupled receptor activity. Gene Ontology annotation, cellular component: plasma membrane. NCBI's taxonomy places the organism in Eukaryota, Metazoa, Chordata, Lepidosauria, Squamata, Candoiidae. Gene Ontology annotation, biological process: G protein-coupled receptor signaling pathway.
UUGACGUCACCAACUCUGCCUCCUUUCCUUCCACAGCCUAGUGUGCCAGACUCCCGGACAACAGCCUGGCAAUGCCCAUCAUUAAUGAAACCCAUGGCAACUUCUCCUCCUUUAUCUUGAGGGGCUUGCCUGGCCUGGAAGCUGCCCAAUUCUGGCUGGCAUUCCCUCUGUGUGUGAUGUACAUUGUGGCCCUCUUGGGCAACUCCAUCGUGGUGCUGGUCAUCAAGGCUGAGGCAGCCCUCCAUACUCCCAUGUACUUCUUCCUCGGCAUGCUGGCAGGCGUGGACUUGGCCCUUGCCUCUUGCACGAUGCCCAGGCAACUUUCUCUCUUUUGGUUUGAUGCCAAGGAAAUUGACUAUAGGACCUGCCUUCUCCAGAUGUUCUUCGUCCACUCCCUCUCAGGCAUGGAGUCCACCAUCCUCUUGGCCAUGGCGGUGGAUCGCUAUGUGGCCAUCUGCCGCCCACUCCAGUACUCUACCAUCCUCACCAACUCUGUGACGGCAAAAGUGGGCAUGGUGGCAGUGGUGAGAGGGGUGGCCUUUUUCCUUCCUCUGCCCUUGCUCAUCAAUCACCUGUACUUCUGCUGCCCCUGUAAUCUCCAGCAUUCCUAUUGCCUCCACCAAGACAUGAUGAACCUAGCUUGUGACAAACACAUGCUGAACAUUGUGUAUGGUCUGAUCGCCAUCAGCCUGGUGAUGGGCCUUGACUUCCUGCUCAUCUUUGUGUCCUACCUGUUGAUCAUAAAGGCUGUUCUGCAGCUGAGCUCCUGGGAGCAACGCCUCCGAGCCUCUGGCACCUGUGUGGCCCACAUCUGCAUAGUCCUAGCUUUCUAUCUGCCCCUGAUUAGCCUCUCUGUGAUCCACCGGUACGGGAGAGACCUGCCUCCCCUGCUCCAGGCCAUUAUGAGCAACAUCUACGUCCUGGUGCCACCUGUGCUCAACCCCAUUGUCUAUGGGGCUAGGACUAGAGACAUCAGGAAACGUGCCUUAAAGUACUUGAGAUUCAACAGGAACAUCGAGCCUCACUGAAGCUGGUUGCAUGGGGAAAACAAAGCAGAUAGUUUUUUGUUAAUCACAGGAGGAAGUAGAAGGAGACAGAGAGCAUCAGAAGUCCAUUGGGCUCCAGGUCAACAGCUGUCUUCAACAGGACCCUGCGGUCUUCUUGUUGCAAUGACCAACAUCCUAGUGUAAUUUCUGACCUGCCUGUGUGGGUGCCAAGCUGAAACUCCCCUGCUUCCCAUGGGUGGCCCUGAUCCCUGGGCUAUGCAAACUGACCCCUGGAUGGACAUUACGACCCCUCCUUCUGUUCUAUAGCUCACCCAAGGGCUCCACAGCUUCUUCCAAGAUGCCUGUGUGUCCCUGCCUGCCAUUAACGGAGGGGGCUACAUCACCCCAGAAGAAUCUCUCCAGGGGACCAACUGAUCAUUUUCCGAUCUCUCUGCAAAAUUAGCUU